AUCAACUUUUUAAUUUGCCAUUUCUUUAAAGCUAAUCACUUCUUUUUAAUUUGAUUUUUGUUAUAAUAUAUACAUAUAUAUAUAUUUAUAUAUAUACACAUAUGAAUAUACGAAGUGCGCACGAAAUGCGCAAGCAAUGUGCGUCACACAAAAAGUUUCAUAUGUAGCUUGAUUAUACGCAGGAAUAUGUUAGAUAAUUAAUUUACGACUGAACCUCAUAUUUAUUUUUAUUUUGAAAUAAUAUAUUGUAGAAUCUUAGAUAUGAUACUGUUAACUACAAUUCAAUAAACGAAAAAAAAUUGGUUUAUCCUAUAUUAAAACAUAAUUUAUAGUAUUUUAUUGUUCUUUAUUAAAAUUCAUAAAUUGUAAUUAAUUAUUAUUAAAAGUGUAACGCUGUUGUAUUUUCAAGCUUAUAUUUUAAUGGAAAAAGUUUAAGUGAUGUGAACAAAAAGAAAGGAAUACAAUGACAAAAAUUAUUGAAUUACGUCCUGAUAAAAAUCUAAUAAACCCAAAAUUUGAAAAAUAUCAAUUUUCGACCGAUGAAAUUCCAAUUGCUUCUGAAAUAAACUUAAAUGCAAAUGUUCAGAGGUUAGAAUUGACCUCAAAUCGAGAUUCUCUGUUGGAAACUCAUUUAUUUGCAUUUCACAAUCAUUUAUUUAAAAAUCCAUAUGAUACGUCUUAUUGGUUCAUAGAUGACAAUUGGUCAGUUUGGAGAUAUAGCAAAGAUGGUAUUUUAAAACAGUUAUAUCAAAUACACAAUACUAAUGCAAGUGUAGAGAAUGUGUUGUAUAAUCCAUCAAUUGGUUUCACUACUAAUAAUAUUAUGAUAAUUUCUGAUGGUGGAAAUUAUUUAAAUAUAUUAUUAGUAAAGGAUGAAGAACAUAUUAAAGCCUUUUCAUUAAGCGAUACAGAACCUGGAGUUAUCUUAGAUGUGAGGUAUCUGAGUGCAACAUCUACUGUCGUAGUUGCUUUGCGUAAUAUUAAGAAUACUGGUGAAAAAAAAUUUACAAGUCUCCUGUUAUUAACAUACGCAUGGAAAGAUGCAGGAGAACCGCACCAGUCUUUCAAAUUUAUUUCUAAAGAAGUUUUAACAGUUAAUGGUGCUAUUGAAUAUGUAUAUAUAGAAGAUAAUGGCAGAUAUUUCCAUUCAAUUUGUCAAGAUUAUGUUACAUUCAAGCAUUCAAGACUCCAAGAAUCUGCUGAUAGUAAAAAUGGUUUAGAAAAAUCAUCCAAAAUAAAAAUACCAAGGUAUUGUUGGUCACAAGAUGAAGAUUCAUUGACAAUUUGGAUAAAAGUGGAUAGAGAGCAACAAAAAGAUGUCAAAGUGCAAGUGACGUCGUUAGAGCUAUCAGUAACAUUGAAUGGUAUUGUGUUAAUACAAGGUCAAAGUCAACAUAGAUUAGACGAAGAUUUAACAACAUGGAAAUAUGAAGACGAUACAUUUAAGCUUGAAUUAUUUAAGCAUGAAAGUGGUUUGAUGUGGAGUGAGCUAAUUAAAGGUGACACUGGUGGUGAACAUUUACCAAAUGAAACAUUAGCUGCCGAAAUUCAUUCCAGGUUAGCACAUUUGUGUACCGAUCAAACAGAUGGUAAACUAGAAGGUCAACCCUGUAUAGGGUUCAAUUCUGAACAACUCGAAGAGUGUGAUCUUGAAGGAAAAGAUAAUCUGUUGCAAAGAAUUGAUCUUGUCGCACAAAAGAAUACACAUUUAGCUAUGCUAGGAACAAGUAAUCAUGUGUUAUUUACAUACAAAACAAAGAUUGGCCAAGCAAUAUGUUUAAGACAUGAUAAUGACGGAUGUUUGUGGGUUACUGGUAAAGUUGAUGAUAUUAAAUGGGACAUAAAACAUUAUUAUACCUUUCCUGGCUUUGGUUACGUUGAAGCUAGCAAAAGUAACAAAAAAUUUUGUGUUUCCCCAGGUGAUGGUUCAUAUGUGGCUAUACUGGAACAUACAAGAUACAUUUUUUUAUACAAAAGACCUGAAUUAAAUACUCAAGUUGAGAAACAGUGGAUUGUGGAUUUGGGAACUGAAGCACUUCCUAUUAUGGGAGCCACAGCUACAAGCAAAUAUUUAAUUGUACUUACUAAAAAUAAAUUAUACCGCUUGCAUAUCUGUUUCUAAAAAUAGAUGCAUUGAUUGCUCUGAUGAAACUUAAUAUAACAUAAUCAAUGCUUUUAUUAAGACUAUCAUUGAUUACAAACAACAUUAUAUGUAAUUACUUCCUUCAUCUACUUUUAAAGUUGCAAUUUUGGAAAAAAAAAGAUAAUUCGAAAUUCGGUCAUGAUUACAAAAUAAUAAACAAUCCUCGCACUGAAAGAAAAUAAUUUUCAAAGGACAUGGGCCAAAGUUGAAUCUUGCAAUAAACUAUUCUAAGUGGCAGUUCACUGUAGUUAUAUAUUGCAGUGUAAAGGUUGAUCAUUUUGUAAAUCUUAUUUGUGGAACUUGGAACUGACAUGGUCUACAAGAUCCUUCAUAGUCAUAUUUUUAUCUUUAUGCCAAUACCAAAUAAUACGAUUGCUAUAUGUUUCACUGAAGUACGCAUGAGGUACAUCAGGCU
Messenger RNA from Nomia melanderi (Alkali bee), 2558 nucleotides. RefSeq names its product nudC domain-containing protein 1. The record is from RefSeq and is a predicted model, not a curated record. Lineage: Eukaryota; Metazoa; Arthropoda; Insecta; Hymenoptera; Halictidae.